Messenger RNA from Stylophora pistillata, 2724 nucleotides. RefSeq names its product protein CASP. The record is from RefSeq and is a predicted model, not a curated record. Gene Ontology annotation, cellular component: Golgi membrane. Gene Ontology annotation, biological process: intra-Golgi vesicle-mediated transport. NCBI's taxonomy places the organism in Eukaryota, Metazoa, Cnidaria, Anthozoa, Scleractinia, Pocilloporidae.
GCCAGGUUGGCGAUAAACAAACAUGGCGUCUUCUUCGUUCCAGUCCAUGAGAAAUUUUUGGAAAGAAUUUUCUCUUCCAGAUCUUCAGAAAUCUUUAGACACGACUGCAGCAGAGCUCGCAGAUCGCCAAGAUGAAUCAGAUACAUCGCGAAAAAAGCUCGUUGAGCUCAGUCGGGAUUUUAAAAAGAAUACUCCAGAGGAUACCAGGAAAAAGAUGGCACCACUUUUAAAGAGCUUUCAAGCUGAGAUUGAUGCUCUCUCAAAAAGAAGUAAAGCAUCAGAAACUGCUUUUCUCUCAAUUUACAAGAAACUUGUAGAUGUCCCAGAGGUAACUAUCAACAGACUGAAGGAAAAACUACGAGAGUAUGAGGACAAGAUGGAAGAAAGAGUUCAGGCAAGGACUAAGGAUAAAGAAAAAGACAUGCAGAAGAUAUUUUCUGAUAAAGAAAAGACAUUACAAGAAACUCAAGUUUCUGUUGCAAAGAAACUUGGUGAAGCUGAGCAUAAAGCAGCAACCCUCCAGGCUGCUUUGGAUAGUACUCAGUCAGAGCUUUUUGAUGUGAAAGCCAAGUUUGACGAAGUGGCUGCUGCAAGGUCUUCAGAAAUCGAAAUACUAGAAGGUGAUGUAGAAAGAGCAAAUCAGAGAGCAUUGAGUGCUGAAAGGCAAGUUGAAUCCCUCCGAGAAGAGCUUAUAGCUGCGCAGAAUGCUUUACAGAAUGCAGGUGAUGAGCAAAGGCCAAACAUGUCCGAGACCAUUGAUGCGAUUUCACGAUCAAGCUUGGAGCAUGAGUUAGCAGCUAAGGAGAGACAGAUAUCUCAGUUAGUAAAUGAUGUACAACAAUCACAAGCAAUACAGAAUAGAUUAAAAGAAUCAACUGCAAUUGAGAUUGCUAGGCUAGAGGAUCAACUUGCUAUCAAGACAUCAGCCCUUCAACAGUUGGAGGCAAAACUUGAUGAACAGGGCAACUAUGAAGAGAUCAAGAGGGAAUUGAACAUUUUGAAAUCAGUUGAGUUCUCUACAAGCCAGGAAACCAGGGAUGUAGAAAAGAUGGACUCUACUCCAAAAUCUCUAGAGAUGCUUCUUCUUGACAAGAAUAAAAAGCUUCAGUCUGAAAAUACAAGUUUAAAAGUUGAAAAUGUUGACCUGACAGGUCGUUAUUCUGAACUUCAUUUACAAUACAAUGAAGCGGUCAAUACAGUGAAGGAACAGAAGGAACUUAUUGCUCAGCUGGAAGCAGAUCUUCUGAGUGUGAACGCUCUUCCAUCUGCAUUCCGUGGUCAGGGAGAGGGCGAGGCAGGACCUCCUACUGAGACAGAACUUGUAUCUAAUGCAGUACAACAAGCUGUGGCACCAGCAGGUCUAACCGGUGAGAAUGUAGCCAUGGAAUCUCUUCUACCGAUCGUGGCCAGCCAGAGAGAGAGAUUUAAAAUCCGUAAUAUGGAAUUAGAAGCGCAACUACGCCAUAAUCAGCAACAGAUCAGUGUGCUGCAAAAUGAAGUGGACACCCUGAGGUCGGAUAACGUGAAGUUGUACGAGAAAAUCAAAUUUCUUCAAAGCUACCCCACGAAGAGUUCAGGGGGCCGAGAAGAAGAAGCCACAGUCAGCAGAUACUCGUCACAAUAUGAACAAAGAUUGGAUCCAUUUUCAGCCUUUAAUCAACGGGAGAAACAACAGAGAUACCUUGGGCUUAGUCCGCAUGAGAAGGUUACUCUAAACCUGGGUCGGUUUAUCAUGUCAAACAAAUUUGCUAGAACGUUCGUAUUUUUCUACACAUUGCUUGUGCACUUAAUGAUAUUUCUGGUUCUUUACAAGCUUGCGUACACAGAAUCUUGUAAGCGUGACAUUGCGUCAGAGUGCGCCAAAAGGUUCGCGGAACACAUGCACGACGUCCACGGACAAUAAAUUAGGAAGAAAGAAAAAAAAAAGGGUUAGAAUGUUACCUUAAACUAGGCAGUAAACGGGGCUGCACAGACUGAACAACUUUAAUGAAGAAUAACAAAGCGAACAAACAAACUUAAGGUUUAGAAAAGAUAUGGUCCUGUAAAUUGGACGAUAUUUCUAUCGAUGAUGGGGGAUAGGCUCGAUUACCAGCCGCUGUUCAGGAACCGGAGCCCGCGCUCCUCCCCGGAGAGGAAAGAGAAAGACUGGACCCGAGAGAGCGGCGGAAAACGAGCCUAUGAUUGGGGAUUGCUGUCCUGCUACACAGCGAGGAAAUCAUCACUGGCUUUCGUCGUAACGCAUGGCCAUGAAGAAUUGUCGGCUCUUGGAUAAACGGAGUAAAAAAAUUAACAUUUCUGUCACUGCGUUCUUCUAAGUGGAGUAUCUCUUUUUUUGUUUGGUAUGGUUUAUGAGUAGGUGAGUGUAGGUUCAAAUGAAGAAGUUAAACAUAUUGUAAUUAAAAAAUAAGAGUACAAAUAUUUCACUGUAACCAAUCCUCUCGUAUUCAAUCAAUAUUUUUUUAGCUCAGACAUUCUUUGCUGUUGACAGAAGUGGGAUAUUGUAUUAAUGAGGAAAGCCGAUACGAUCAAAGGCUAUUUGAUAUGUUCAUGUUUAACUUCUUAAAGCUAGACUGGUUAAAAUUGUCAAUGUAGAAAAAGCUGACAUAAACUAGAAACUUUAAAGGAUUAGCAAAACUCUAGGUUGUUAUUAAGAUAGCAAAUGGAGGGAUGAGGAAAGUAUUAUUUUAAAAAAAAAUUCAUGUAUUAAAGGAAAUUUAGCAGUCA